AUGUCUGGAAGAGGUAAAGGUGCCGGAAAAGCCAGAGCAAAGGCCAAGUCCCGCUCCUCCCGUGCCGGGCUCCAGUUCCCCGUGGGUCGUGUCCACAGACAUCUGAGGAAGGGCAACUACGCUCAGCGUGUCGGCGCCGGAGCUCCGGUCUACCUGGCGGCGGUGCUGGAGUACCUGACCGCUGAGAUCCUGGAGCUGGCUGGAAACGCCGCCCGGGACAACAAGAAGACCAGGAUCAUCCCCCGACACCUGCAGCUCGCCGUCCGCAACGACGAGGAGCUCAACAAGCUGCUGGGAGGAGUCACCAUCGCUCAGGGUGGUGUGCUGCCCAACAUCCAGGCUGUCCUGCUGCCCAAGAAGACCGAGAAGGCCGCCGGCAAGAAGUAAACACCUCUCUGACUGCUGGAGAAAACAACAAAAAGGCUCUUUUAAGA
Centropristis striata (black sea bass) is the source of this 434-nucleotide messenger RNA. Its product is annotated as late histone H2A.L3-like. The transcript has a single exon. The coding region runs from base 1 to 387 and encodes 128 amino acids. Gene Ontology annotation, cellular component: nucleosome. Gene Ontology annotation, molecular function: structural constituent of chromatin; protein heterodimerization activity; DNA binding. Lineage: Eukaryota; Metazoa; Chordata; Actinopteri; Perciformes; Serranidae. The record is from RefSeq and is a predicted model, not a curated record.